AGAACAACGUUGUAUAUGCACGUAGGAUUUAAAAGUGUGGACUUAGCAGGGGAAAUCAGUAACUGUCUUUGUGGACAGACAGAGAAGGACAUAACCAUGGAAUUUCCUUUUAUGAUCCAGUUGCUCGGUAAAGCAUGUCAGCUAUCUGAUACAAAGCAAGAACCAACAGCCAACAUGUCCAGCAAAAGGGCAAAGACGAAGACCACCAAGAAGCGCCCUCAGCGCGCCACUUCCAAUGUAUUUGCGAUGUUUGAUCAGUCGCAGAUUCAGGAAUUCAAGGAGGCCUUCAACAUGAUCGACCAGAACAGGGAUGGCUUCAUCGACAAAGAGGACUUGCACGAUAUGCUCGCCUCCCUUGGAAAGAAUCCAACGGAUGAAUACCUAGAUGCCAUGAUGAAUGAGGCUCCAGGCCCCAUAAACUUCACGAUGUUCCUGACCAUGUUUGGUGAGAAGUUAAAUGGCACCGACCCGGAAGAUGUAAUCAGGAAUGCUUUUGCUUGCUUUGAUGAAGAAGCAACAGGGUUCAUCCAGGAAGACUACCUGCGGGAGCUGCUGACAACAAUGGGAGACAGGUUCACGGACGAAGAGGUGGACGAGCUGUACAGAGAGGCACCCAUCGACAAAAAGGGGAAUUUCAACUACAUCGAGUUCACACGCAUCCUGAAACAUGGAGCAAAAGACAAGGAUGACUGAGCAAAUCCAUGCAUACCUGCAGAUUAUCUCUACACUCAUGUUUAUUUUUAAGGGUUUAUUCCUGAUAGAACUUGUUGCAUGCAUUUAGCUUUACAGCUUUUGCCUUUCUCAAUGUAUUUAUCUAUUCCAGGCCAUUUAGGCAUAUUUGCACCUGUGUAAUCAGACUGGAAGCGGGGAAAAUAUUGUGAGGAAAAGGAUACGGGGACGAACAUCCCUGGAGUUGAUACUCCAGGAAAAUAAUCUCAAUAUUUCUGAUUUAGCUGGAUUUUUACAUUUUUGUAAUAAAUGCCAUUUUGAAAUAAAGAUUGCUAUAUAGAUAAAAUACCUCAAAAUCUUUUGUGAAGAACGACAUUUCUAUUGUGCAUUUACAAAUGCAGGUGUGUUCAUUGUAUUUUACUUGCAGUUGCAAGUCAAGUUGAAAAACGCAUUUUCAUACUGUUUUGUUCAGUGUCACAGGGUUCUGAAAUGCUCCUAGCAGGAUGUGCUGGCAUCUUUAAAAAUGCAGCUGUAGCUGUAGAAGUCUUUCAUCUCAGGUUUCUGAAGUGGGAUCUGACUAGUGUAAGUAGUUAACCAAAGAAGUGGUUAGGGAAGACUGUUACAGUUGCCUCAUGGCCAGCAGAGAACAUCUAUGAUUCUUAAGCCGACAUCAUGCCCAGCUUUUGUUUUCUUUUAAUACUGAUGGAAUAGCAAUAUUUUCAUGUCAAAGUGUACAUUCCUCUUUGCUAAAUCUUUAUGCUGGCAAUAAGUGGGAAUUAGGCAUAUUUUUUCCUUCAGAUGAAGGAAGCUUGUGCAAAGGAAUCCAUGCUGGCACUAAUUAACAGCAAUACAUGGCCACAAAACCUAUAUGAAGCUUUAUUGUUCUGCAGCUAAUGUAUUUGCAUGUGAGAAUGUGAGCACAGUCGUUCUGAGGACUGGUAAAACCCUAUAUGUGCUGAAGUUCCUCUCACUUUUUAAAAGAUCAUACAUAUUCCUCAACUAUAUUGAUGACUUUUAACCAAGCACAGUCAUUCAUUCAAAACUGGUUGUGCUGAUGCUGUUGUCUCAAAUAUAAAGAAAGGGGGGAGGUUGUUCUGUUCUUCAUAUGACCAUGUCCUGUGUGCCUCAUUCUCUUGGCUACUGCAAGCUGGAAAGCUUAAGAAUUUAUUUUGCCUGUUUAUUUAUCGAUUCAAAUGAUGACUAGAAAGCAUGUCCUGAGCUAUAUCACAUGACUUAAGACCACAAGGAGUAGGAAUUUUACUUCAGCGCAAGGGUGUGUAAGGGCUCUGACAGCUUAUACUGUAAGGUGGGUUUGUCUCUCUUCUCAUAUGUUAGCACAAAGGCUUGGUUACUUAAUCUUGCUUGUGUUCCGAGUAUGGCAGCUCUGGAAGAUAGUCUGGCAUUAGGUUUGUAAAUAAGUUGACAAAGUAUACACAGUUAGCAUAUACUUUGAUUAUUUUUUUAUUUUUUAUUCCUUGGUGGUUUCUUUCACUUCUGGGCUUAAUUAAAAGGAGUUUUCAACCAU
This is a messenger RNA of Pipra filicauda (Wire-tailed manakin), 2194 nucleotides long. RefSeq names its product myosin regulatory light chain 2, smooth muscle minor isoform. The transcript has 4 exons. NCBI's taxonomy places the organism in Eukaryota, Metazoa, Chordata, Aves, Passeriformes, Pipridae. Gene Ontology annotation, cellular component: cytoplasm. Gene Ontology annotation, molecular function: calcium ion binding. The record is from RefSeq and is a predicted model, not a curated record. The coding region runs from base 16 to 693 and encodes 225 amino acids.